Acyrthosiphon pisum (pea aphid) is the source of this 789-nucleotide messenger RNA. RefSeq names its product zinc finger MYM-type protein 1-like. NCBI's taxonomy places the organism in Eukaryota, Metazoa, Arthropoda, Insecta, Hemiptera, Aphididae. The transcript is spliced from 6 exons. The coding region runs from base 1 to 789 and encodes 262 amino acids. The record is from RefSeq and is a predicted model, not a curated record.
AUGAUGAUUGAUGACAAGCAAACAUUAAGUACUCCCAAAGAAAAUGAUGACUUUAAUGAAGUGCAGUUACCUGUUGUUUCCAAAUUAAAAAAGCAAACAUUAAGUACUCCCAAAGAAAAUGAUGACUUUAAUGAAGUGCAGUUACCUGUUGUUUCCAAAUUAAAAGGAACAGUGUUCCCCGUUGUUACCAGCAUUGAAAGAGAAAAAAAUAUUGAAGUUCAAACCAAUAGGAUUAUUGUAAAACAACUCGUGGACAUAACAUUAUUUUUAGGAAAACAUGGAUUAGCAUUUAGAGGACACAACGAAAAAUGGUCUGAUGCUAACCAACUUAUUGAUUCAAUCUCAAAUUCAAUUUUAAAAUCAAUUGUACAAGAAGUGAAUACUGCUAGAAUAUUUAGCAUAUCAAUAGAUACAACAUUCGAUAUAUCAAGGCAUGAACAAGUAUCUUUUGUAAUUCGAUAUACAUAUGAAGCAAAGAAAACCAAUAUUGAUUGGAAAAAUAAUUUGAAAGGUCAAUCCUAUGACGGCGCAGCUAAUAUGCGAGGCAAAUACAACGGUCUACAAGCAAAAAUUAAAAGUGAAAAUAAUCAAGCUAUUUAUAUCUGGUGUUGGGCACAUCGUUUAAAUUUAAUUGUUGAACAAGGUGUUAAAAGCUGUCUUGAAGCUGUUGAUUUUUUUGGGAUUUUUGCCAAAGUAUAUGAUUUUAUAUGUAGUAGCAAAAAUCGUGUAUUUGUUUUUGAACAAAAUCAAAAAGAACGCGUAAUCCUACAUGGCCAGUUCGUAGUUUAA